Molecule: messenger RNA, 1308 nt
Organism: Meloidogyne enterolobii
Lineage: Eukaryota; Metazoa; Nematoda; Chromadorea; Rhabditida; Meloidogynidae
Source: the annotation of a GenBank genome assembly
AUGAAUAAUAUUAUUAUUUUGAGUUUUUUAAUUAUAUUUUUGUCAAAAAAUGAUGCAACAUUUGAAAAAAUUUCUCGUCAGAAUUUUAUGAAUGAAUUUAAUAAAUUAGGGGAAACUUUAGAUUUAUAUAUUAAUCGAAAGGUGGAUAAUGACAGUAAAAUGAUAAUUACUAAUGAUAGAAUUGAAAAAUGUCAAAAAAUAAUUUCGACGUUUAAAAAAGAAGGAGAAGAAUAUUUAGUAAAGGAUAUUGAGAGAUCUGUUAUAUUAAUACAAGGUAUUCUCUUUUGUGCAAGAUAUUUGCAUGGUGCUUUGUGGAAAUAUUUUACAGACGGAAAGAAAGUAAAGGAAGAUGUAGAUAAUGAUUAUAUAUUUUUGCGCUCAAAAUUGAAGGAAGUAGGAUUAGAUGAUUUGAAGAAACAAAUAAUAGAUAAUGAAUUAAAAUUGAAAAAUUUAAAUGAAAAUGAAUUAGAAAAAAUUAUUGGAAAUGAAAUGGCUAAAGGAAAUAUUCAAUUAAUUAAUGACAAAUUAAUUUAUUGUCAAAUUAACCAGAAUGAUUUAAAAAUGGUUAAAUUUGGAGAAGCACUUCAACUUGUUGGGGAAGUAAUUAAUUUUUAUUUUGAGAAAGAACGUUUUCUUCCAACAAAAAAUGAUAUUCCUUUUUUUGAUGAAAUUAAUGAAUUGGAUAAAGAAUUGAAUAAAGAAAUGAAUGAAAUUGAACAAAAAAUAAAUGAAGAAAAAUUGGUUGAACAAAUUGAAGAGAUGAAAAUAGAGAAAAAUGAUAAAGAUAUUAAAAUGUUUGAAACAAUUAAUUCACAAAAUACGCAAUUCUUUAAUUUAGCAAAAUUAGCUAUUGAUGCUAACAUUUCCUUAUUAAAAUUCAUUUUGUCACCUAUAGAAGCAGAAAAUGAAGAAGAAUAUUUAGAGAGAGAAAUAAAUUUACAAAAUAAUUUUAUUUUACUUUUUGAAGAUUUAAAUAAUAAUUUUGGCUUAAAAAUUUUAAUUAAUAAUUAUUAUUUAAUACCUAAUGAAGAAUUAAAAAAUAAUAAUUUAUUUAAAUUAAUUUCAAAACUUUUAAAUUAUUUCUAUAAAAUUAAAAAUAAUAAAAAUAUUAAAAGAAAACAAAAAACUUGGAAACGAAAAAUAUUAAUUAAAAAAUUUCAAAAACUUGGGGAAAAUUCGUUAAAAAUUAGUGGAAAGUCAAUAAAAAGGAAAAGAAGUGAAUUGUGGAAGGAAGUGAAUCAAAAAAAUAAGAAAAGAAUUACAGCUAAUGAUUAUUUAAAACAAAGAGAAAAAGUUUUGAAUAUUUAA